AUGGCCGACUCUCAGAACAACGCAAAUCGCAAGCGUCGUCGCUCGCAGCAGCUGCAGCAGCGAGACGAUCCAUUCGACGCCUCCUCCCCUCUGCCGGGACCAUCCACUGCGAAUACACCUGCCGGCCGAUCUUCACCACCGCCUUCCUCCUUGCCUCCUUCGAGUCCUCCCGCCGCGUUCUCCGAUUUCACGGAUGGUGAACUUGAGGAUGCCGAUGUCGUUGACGAGGAGCACGAGGCACGCCGACUCGGCGACGACUUCCAAGCCAACGCUGACUCCGACGACGAGGGUGAAGAUCUUUUUGGCGAAAACAUGGACAACGAUUACACCGAAAAUGCAGCACUUGACCGAUACGACACCGCGCUUGACAUCGACGACGAGAACCAGUAUGACCAGAUGGACGCCAACGCACGUCGUCUUGCCGAACUUCGCAUGGGCCGCCGUGACCGCACAGAAGCUGCCAACCGUGGCAGUCGAUCCCGCGCUCCCGAGUUCCUUCAUAGCGACGAUGGCGCCAGCGAUGCCGACGACGGCGUCGCCAUCCUGAACCGUCGCAGACGCCGACACUACGACGAGGCUGCCGCUGGUGCGGAUGCCGCCGCUUUUGCAGAUGACCUGCCGCUCGAGCAACUCGGCGAUGUCAAGACCGACAGCAUCGCCAGCUGGGUUGCCACCGAAAAUGUUCGCCGCGCCAUUGUGCGCGAAUUCCGCAACUUCCUCGUUACCUACGUCGACGAAAAUGGUGUCAGUGUUUAUGGUCAGCGCAUCAAGACGCUCGGUGAAACCAACGCAGAGUCGCUUGAGGUGUCUUUCCUGCAUCUCGUCGACUCGAAGGCCAUCCUUGCGUACUUUCUGGCUAACUCGCCUGCCAGCAUGCUUCCGAUCUUUGACGAGGUCGCCUUUGAUGUCAUCAUGCUCUACUAUCCCUCGUACGAUCGCAUCCAUUCCGAGGUGCACGUUCGUAUCGCAGAUUUGCCCACUUCGUCUACCUUGCGCGAUCUCCGCCAAGGCCAUCUCAACUCGCUUGUUCGCGUCAGCGGUGUCGUGACGCGCCGCAGUGGUGUCUUCCCACAGCUCAAGUACGUCAAGUUCGACUGCUUGCGUUGCGGUGCUGUUCUGGGUCCCUUCUGGCAAGAUGCCAAUCAAGAGAUCAAACUCAGUUACUGCUCCAACUGCGAGCAGCGUGGUCCUUUCCGCAUCAACUCAGAGCAGACCGUCUACCGCAACUACCAGAAAAUGACACUGCAAGAGUCGCCCGGAAGCGUGCCGCCUGGUCGUCUGCCGCGUCACCGAGAGGUCGUCCUGCUCUGGGACCUUAUCGACUCGGCCAAGCCGGGCGAGGAGGUUGAGAUCACCGGCGUAUACCGCAAUAACUUUGACGCUUCGCUCAACACCAAGAACGGCUUUCCCGUCUUUGCCACCGUGCUUGAGGCAAAUCACGUUGCUAAGCGCGACGAUGCCUACUCAGCGUUCCGCCUCACUGAGGAAGACGAGCGUCAGAUCAAGACCCUAGCCAAGGACGAGCGCAUCGGCAAGCGUAUUAUCAAGAGUAUCGCUCCGUCCAUCUAUGGCCACGAAGACAUCAAGACCGCCAUCGCGCUCAGUCUGUUUGGUGGCGUGCCCAAAGACAUUGGUGGUAAACACCGCAUUCGUGGCGACAUUAAUGUCCUGUUACUUGGUGACCCUGGUACCGCCAAGUCGCAGUUCCUCAAGUACGUUGAAAAGACGGCGUCGCGAGCUGUCUUUACUACGGGCCAAGGUGCUUCCGCUGUCGGUCUCACGGCAUCAGUGCGAAAAGAUCCCGUGACCCGCGAGUGGACACUCGAAGGAGGGGCUCUCGUGCUCGCCGACAAGGGCGUAUGCCUGAUCGAUGAGUUUGACAAGAUGAACGACGCCGAUCGAACGUCGAUCCACGAAGCCAUGGAGCAGCAGCAGAUCAGUAUCUCCAAGGCCGGUAUUGUCACUACGUUGCAAGCUCGCUGUGCCAUUGUGGCAGCAGCCAACCCGAUCCGCGGUCGCUACAACCCCACGAUCCCGUUCAACCAGAACGUUGAGCUCACCGAGCCCAUUCUGUCGCGUUUCGAUGCCUUGUGCGUAGUCAAAGACACGGUUGACCCUGUCAAGGACGAUAUGCUGGCGCGCUUUGUGGUUGGCUCGCAUCUACGAUCACACCCCAAGUUCGACGACGAGGCCGACGAGCAGCUCGUGGCCACCUCGCUCGACGCCGACAUCUUGCCUCAGGAUCUUCUGAAAAAGUACAUCAUGUACGCGCGUGACCAUGUGCGUCCGUCGCUCAACGCGCUUGACCAGGACCGCAUCUCUCGUCUGUAUGCUGACUUGCGUCGCGAGUCGAUCUCGACGGGCAGUUUCCCCAUCACGGUGCGUCACUUGGAAAGCAUGAUCCGCAUGGCUGAAGCAUCUGCCAAGAUGCACCUGCGCGACUAUGUGCGCACCGACGACAUUGACGUUGCGAUUCGUGCCACGGUCGAGUCGUUUGUCUCUGCGCAAAAGAUGAGCGUCAAGAAGACGCUCGAGAGGGGCUUCCGCAAGUACUUGCACCAGAGUCGCGACCACGACGAGCUUCUCUCAUUUAUCCUCGGCUCGAUCGUCAAGGACCGUAUGCGGUUCGUGCAGCUCUCCAAUGGCGGUCGUCGCGGUGGUGCAGCUCAGUCGGGCACCGUGGUGACUGUGCCCGUAUCGGAGCUCGAGACGCGUGCCAAGGAGGUGGACGUGUUUGACAUCCGACCUUACCUCGCGUCCAAGCUGUUCCACGCCAACGGCUACUCUUUCAACCCUGCGGACCGCUCCAUCACCAAGACGUUCGGCGGUGGUCGAGCGGGUGUCACAGGCGGCGCUGCUACGGCUGCUGCGGCGAUGGCAGCUUGA
Molecule: messenger RNA, 2886 nt
Organism: Sporisorium graminicola
Lineage: Eukaryota; Fungi; Basidiomycota; Ustilaginomycetes; Ustilaginales; Ustilaginaceae
Exons: 2
Coding region: 1-2886 (961 amino acids)
Biological process (GO): double-strand break repair via break-induced replication; mitotic DNA replication initiation; DNA replication
Cellular component (GO): nucleus; MCM complex
Molecular function (GO): single-stranded DNA binding; ATP binding; 3'-5' DNA helicase activity
Source: RefSeq, a predicted model, not a curated record